This is a messenger RNA of Zophobas morio, 1569 nucleotides long. RefSeq names its product zinc finger BED domain-containing protein 4-like. Gene Ontology annotation, molecular function: protein dimerization activity. Bases 1 to 1569 code for a protein of 522 amino acids. The record is from RefSeq and is a predicted model, not a curated record. The transcript has a single exon. NCBI's taxonomy places the organism in Eukaryota, Metazoa, Arthropoda, Insecta, Coleoptera, Tenebrionidae.
AUGAAUGCUAAAAUAACCAAUGCUUUGAUUUAUAUGAUCACAGUUGAUCACCUUCCCUUAUCUUUCACAGAACGUAAAGGAUUUCAAUAUUUCAAAAAGGUCGCUUUACCACUAUAUAAGGCUCCAGGGCGUUCUACAAUUACAAGACAAGUUGAUGAAAAAUAUACAGUUUUAAGUUCCAAAAUUAAAGAUAAAUUCAAGUUGGUGGAUAAUUUUUGUCUAACAACUGACGCAUGGACUGAUAGUUUGAAUAAUCGAAGUUUUUUGGGACUAACUGUUCAUUAUCUUCAAGAAACAGAACUAAAAUCAAUUACAAUAGGAGUAUUUUUAUUAGAAAACAAGCAUACAUACGAUUAUAUUGGAACUACUUUACUACAUUGUUGUCACGAAUGGAAUAUUUCUAAAGAUAAAAUAACAGCAGUUAUUACAGACAAUGCAGGAAAUAUGGUGAAAGCUGUGCAUGAAUUUUUUGGUAGUAAGAAACAUUUACCAUGUUUUGCGCAUACUACCAAUUUAAUUGUUACCAACAGUUUGAAAGAUGUCAAUAAUAUUAUUUCUUCAGUGAAGGCUAUUGUUACGUUUUUUAAAACAAGUCAUGAUGCGGCCCAAAAACUUCGAACAUAUCAAAUACAGAAUGGGAAAACAGAAGGUUCUUGUCUGAAACUUAUUCAAGAUAUAAGUACUAGGUGGAAUUCGACAUACUACAUGUUGAAACGAUUUUUGGAGCUUGCACCAUUGAUUAGCAUUAUCCUUUUUGACAAUCAAAAUAUUAAAAUGAUUGAUCAAGAAAACAUUGCAAUUUUGAAAGAGUUGAUAUUGGUUUUAGCUCCCUUUGAAGCCAUGACUGUCGAAAUGUCAGGACAAAAUUAUGUCACUUCAAGUAAGGUUAUACCAAUAGUACACUGUCUAAAGCUUACUUUAGAUAAAGUAGAAGUUAGCACUAACGUUGUCAAACAAAUUUUGAAUAAGUUAAAAGAGGAGGUAGCGAGAAGGUUUUAUUCGGAUAAUUCCAGCGUGGAAAAAAAUAAUUUGCUGUCAGUUUCUACUAUACUCGAUCCAAGAUUUAAACGCAUACACUUUGAAAAUCCAUUAGCAGAUACAGCAGCAGUUGCAAGAAUAAAAGUUUUAAUUGAUGAACACAAAAAAAAUGACUCAGUGUCAGUGUCACCACGAAAUUAUGACAAAAACCAAGAAAAACUUACUGACAUGACCAGUACUGGAUUAAAUUUAUGGGCGGUUCAUGACAAAUUAUCCAUUAAACAAAAUGAAGGAGUUUGUAACAAUUCAGGUAUACCUUCUGAAUUAAAAAACUAUUUAAACCAAACCUUAAGUUCAAGAACAGAAGAUCCUAUCAAGUUUUGGACUUCGGUCAAACAUGUAUAUCCAUAUUUAUCAAAAAUUGCUUUGAAACACUUAAGUAUUUUAGCCACAUCAGUGCCGUCUGAAAGACUUUUCAGCAAAGCGGGUAUUAAUUUAAGUGAACUGAGAAAUAGACUUGCAAGUAAAAGACUCUCCGCUCUUCUUUUUUUAGGAUCUCUAGAGGAAGACGAGUGGCAUUUAAAUAAUUGA